This is a messenger RNA of Mauremys mutica (yellowpond turtle), 2444 nucleotides long. RefSeq names its product glycine-N-acyltransferase-like protein 3. Gene Ontology annotation, cellular component: mitochondrion. NCBI's taxonomy places the organism in Eukaryota, Metazoa, Chordata, Testudines, Geoemydidae. Gene Ontology annotation, molecular function: glycine N-acyltransferase activity. Bases 370 to 1443 code for a protein of 357 amino acids. The transcript has 7 exons. The record is from RefSeq and is a predicted model, not a curated record.
GGUCACGGUCAGGGUUUCCCCUGUGAUACCAUCCCAGGGGUCAGACACCAAAAAUCAGGAGAGUAACGCCGGAGUGGGGGGCAGGAGACCACCAUCUUCCCUGGCCUCGGCCCACUGAAAUCACUGUGUGGUGGUAGCCAUCUUGACUAAGGGCAGCCUGUGGUGUCAGCCCCAUUGGCAGGGAUGGGAGAGGGUGGCUAUUUUGAAGAAGGGCAAAAAACUGCAAAGGUGCAGAAGAUCACAAGAUGCUGAAACCCCCCGAUAAACAUUGGGAGGCUCCUGACAGAGUCAGGAGAGCUGGAAUUGCUGCCCCGCUCCCAGCUCUAACCCCCACCACAUCCAUGUCACUGGCAGGUCCAUGAUGCCGUGAUGACCAUAAAUUGUGGAAACCCGGCAGCGCAGGAGAUGCUGGUGGACUCGUGGCUUGAGUUCAAAGCUGUCCUCACAUGGCCAUGCAAAGAGGGGCUGCCCCUUACUCUGGCAGAGAAACUGUCCAGGGCAUCCCCUGUGCCACCCCUGCUGGAAUCUGCCGAGGGCCCAUUCACACCAGAGAUGCUGAUCCUGAGCUGCUCCUCCAAGCUGCGGCUGAUGGAGGGGACAUUACGGAGGCACUUGCCCGAUACAUUGCUGGUCUAUGGCACCGUGAUGACCAUAAACCGGGGGAACCCAGCUGCGCAGGAGGUGCUGGUGGAUUCAUGGCCUGAGUUCAAAGUCGUCCUCACCCGGCCACAGAGAGAGGUGGCAUCGGAUGACUCUGAUUUGUACACCAACACAUACACAGUGUACUACCGGGACGUAGGUGCCUACCAGGCCCUGCUGGCCAGUGCGGGUGCUGUCAACUGGGGACAGACCUUCCGCAUCCUUGGAAUCCGGGAUGGAAUGUAUGAAGUCUCCAAGGACGUCGCCGAAGCUAAGGGGAUCAAGCUGGAGGUGUUGCGCUACUUCACCUAUUUUCACCCAGAUCCCAACUCCAUGCCUGAGAUCCGGCUGGACCCAGCCAUGAGGCUCUCGUCCCUGGAUGUCUCCCACGCUGACCUGCUGAAUGAUACAUGGAGCUUUGGGGGGAACGAGAAAAGCAGGAAGUACCUGGCCAGCCUGAUCCGCCACUUCCCCAGUAUCUGCCUGCUGGAUGCUGCUGGCCACCCGGUCAGCUGGGUCGCUUCAUACCCGUUUGGUGCCAUGGGGCCUGGCUACACUCUGCCCCAGCACCGGCGGUGCGGCUACAUGGGGAUGCUGACUAAUUUGUUAGCCAAGCGGUUGCACGCACUAGGCUAUCCCAGCUACGGCUAUGUGGCCAUGGAGAACUACCCCAUGCAGAGGUUGCAGGAGAGUCAGGGCUUCCAGCGCCAGCCCAACCUGUGGUACUUCAUUCUUCACAACCCAGCACUGGUGAAAGACCCCACGUUAACCCCCAGGCCAGCACCAGGCACAGCCCUGGCGUGAGUCCCCAGCCCAACCGCCCAGGGGACCUGACAAGGGAGGAGGUGUAGGGGAGUCUGGGGAUCAUUGUUGGCCAAGUGGAAUCAGUAACAUCUCCCAACUCCAGCCUCACAUGGGCCCUGCUACCCCCAGCCCCACAGGCCUUGCUCUCCCCCACAGCCCUAUACCCACCUUUAGAGGUUCGGUCCUAAUCUCCAGGGCCCAUAACCUGCCCUUUUUGAUGGACCCUACCACCCUAGACCCAUACACACAGCACUCCCAUCCCACUUCCCUGCACUGCCCCAUCCCAGUUCCUCUUCCAGACACUCCAGCAACGGCUCAAUGAUCUUCCACCCAAUCUAACUGCAUGCUCAUCUGCCUCCUGCAUCUGCUCUGCUCCUCCUCCCUUGCUUUCCCUGGGACAUCCUGCUCAGCGUAUUGCAUCUCUAACUCUUCCACAGUCACUGUGUCACCUUCCCCAUCCCCUGCCAGAGACAUCUUCCCCAGAUCUCUUUCUCCCCCACUUCCUUGGGGCUUGUCAUGUCUCUUGCUGUUCCACCCUGCUCUCAUCAGCUCUUUUCCCCAUCUCAUGGACAAUACAAGUUGGAGCAGCUUUAAGUGGGGUGGGAGGGGCUGGGAAAUAGGUCCCCAUUCAGCAACAUCUUGAGCACAGCGUGCUCUAACCCAUGAUGCUUCUAACCCAUGAUGGAUCUGCCUGUUCCGCAUUGAUACUAACCAGCCCGAGAGUGUUCCCAUGCAAAGGACUCCCUCAAGGGCCAGUCUGUCUCAGUAACUCAAGAGUUAAAUACCUCCCCGCGAUGUUGAUUAUCCUCAAACCAAACUUCACUAUCCCCAAGGACUCCAGGCCUGAGGUCACACUCAAAAGCAAUCCAGACAUGUUAAAUUCAGUACCACACAGCCAAGACACCCAAAUCCCUUUAACUCUGCCCACUGACAUUGACCGAUAUUAGGAAGCGUUUUGGGCUUUGUGAUCCCAGCUGUGAUUAAACUGAUUGUUGAAGACA